GGCACAUAACAGCCUAAGUAGCGAGGUUGUAUUUAUCUUACAAAAACACGCUUAUAGGAAUAAUAUCUGUGUGCAGGGCUAUUAUUGUGUCGCCACGGUUAGAGCCUUUACGAUUGAUUCGGUUGAGGUAAUAAUAGGUGAACAUUUCCAUUCGGUUGGGAUCAGUACAUUGAAGUGACAGAACUGUUGAAUUGCAACUCCAGAAUAUAAUUUUCCAUUGACGGAUAUAGAUCUACAUUUGUAAAGAGAAAGCAGCAAUAUUUAUCUACUAGUAGUCGAUAGUAGGAGGUGUACAUGCAUACUAUCGGCUCAGACUACAUGGAGUCUCCAUUAGGACACCUUAAAGGCGAUCCCUACCCCUCACCCCCUCGGGCCCACUCCAGCCCAGGACCUACCCCCGGGACGAUCAGCCUCACACACGGGAUGAUUCCGACGGUAAAUCACAACAAUAGUUUACUUAGUAAACUUCACAAGGCGACGACAUACAGCUCACCACCGCCAAUAGCGUGUAACCCGGACAACAAUAUUUGUAAAUUAAUUGAAUAUAGAAGUGCUAAAGUUGCAGCAUUUGUGGUUGACGGCCGGGAACUUAUCUGCCUGCCCCAGGCUUUUGAACUUUUCCUGAAACAUCUUGUGGGAGGACUUCACACAGUCUACACCAAACUCAAAAGACUGGACAUCCUGCCCGUGGUCUGCAAUGUGGAACAGGUGCGAAUUCUCCGGGGGUUGGGCUCCAUCCAGCCCGGGGUGAACCGAUGUAAGCUCAUCUCGUGUAAGGAGUUUGACAUCCUCUAUGAAGACUGCACAAAUUCAAAUGCCCGACCUGGUCGUCCUCCCAAGAGGAACCCACACCUCCACGCCAGCCCAGAAACUUUGGAGAAACUGAAGAAGAGCCGUCUGGACGGAGAUCACUUCCAGUAUGACCCGCGACUAUAUGGUCUUUCAAAUUUACUUACAGACAGGAAGUCCUUGUUCAACGGAUUUGCCCACCACCCGUAUGCCAUGGGACCACUUCCGUUCAUGCCACUGAACCAUCCAAUGAUCUCCCCUCCCACAUCCAUCGCUAUGGCAACCCAUCUGGGCCUGCGGCCCGAUGGUUCCAUCAUCAAGGACAGGUCAAGCUCAGAAUCUGACCUUAUGUCACCAAGAUCUAGAGAUGAGCGUCUGGAGGCUGCCAUGAAGAUGGGUCGUGUGUCUCCUCACUAUGAUGCUGAGAGACUGCACCGCAACUCAGAAUAUGACAACAACAAACCUCUGAACCUACACAUCAACGGACACACUAAGGACCUCAGCAACAGGUUCUCCAAUGGAAAGAGUGAUGACGAUGAUGAUGAGGACGACAGACUGUCUGAUGAGAGAGAUGACGACUUGGAUGACAGUAUGGACCCAAGUGAGUCGGGCAACAACAGUGAUAUUGGGGAGAAACACACGGCCCCUGCCGCACCCUUUCCUACAGAACUCCUGAACGGAGAGACACCCUCGAUUUCCUCCAUAGAGACUCUCCUCCUCAACAUCCAAGGACUACUCAAGGUCGCAGCAGAAAACGCCCGCCACCACGAAAGGCAGCUUAGCUAUGAAAAAGCUGAGCUUAAGAUGGAGUUGAUCAGAGAGAAAGAAGUCCGUGAGAGUUUGGAGAAGCAGCUGUCUGCUGAGCAGAGAAGCAAAGUUGCACUUCUUAAGAGGAUAAAGAGAGAAAAGAGGAUACGAAGGAAAAUUCAGGAACAACAGAUGAUGGAAAUCUCAUUAGAGCAGCAGGCUAAAGCAUCACACAGCCCCCACACAGCCAGUGUUCCAAGUCCUGACUCUGUAAAAAACAACAAUGAAUCUGCAAGUGAGAAGGAAGUUGAGAAGGAGAUGCAGAGUGAGGCUAUCGAAAGGCGAAUGAGCUGUAACUCAGAAUCCCAAGAGCGGUCGAGCCACCUGUUUGAGAACUACCUUUCACACAGCAGCAAUAGCACCAACAGGUUUCCAUACCUACCCAUGGUGAAGGAUGUACAAUAGGCCUGUGAUACCCACAGACCUCCAUACUUUUUUCUUACCAUAAUGGAAUAAAUGAUCUCAAACGGAUAGAUGAGUGGGAAAAUGUGAAGAACGAAUGUAUUUUAAUGUUGUAAGGGAUUUUUAUUAUGUAAAGAUCUGCCAUUUGUAAAAUAGACAUUUUGUUGAAUUACGCAAUGAAAACCUAGUAUUCCAUUCUAUCUAGGAAUGACAUGGUAUGGAGAGCUACACUGCCUCGGUGUCUGUUGGUAUGAUGUUACAGGUAUCUUUGUCAGACAUAUUCAAAGAUACACAACCAAUCAAAAUCUUGAACAGGAACUUCAAGGAGCAAUAUGAUUGGAUAUUUCAGAAAUGUUGGUUCAACCAAUCAGAAACCUUGACAGAAGUCUUUGUACAGAUAUGUAGAAUCUGAUUGGUCAAUCUAUUUGUUGUGUAAGAUGUUUUAGUUAAAAUUUGAAUAAAUCAAAGUGUCUAUAUGUUAAGUCAAUGUAUUUGAUCUAGAAGAUUUUUCUACUCAAUAUUAGUUACUAUUAUCAGUGUAUCUUCUGUUGUUGUCCAUGUGCUUGUUACAUAGAAACAAAGACAUCAAUGUUUCUCCCCAUAUCAGUUGACUGAAAUAUAAUAUGAACUAUUUAUGGGUGUAUAUAUGUAUAUUGAUAUGUCACAAGUAAACCUUUAUUCAUUGUGCCAUUUUGUUUUGAAAAUCCAAUGAUGUGAAAACAGUUCAGAACAUCAUUUAAACCUUUUUUUCUGUAUAUGCAAUACAUUAUUGUAAUAGAAAAUAAAACAUGAAAUAACUCAGAGGAUCUAUAAAACGUAGGUAGUAUGGCAUAAGAGCCUGAAAUCAGAUAAUGAUUAAGAUAUUUUCAAACAUAUUUUUGUGUAAAGAUAGUUGAUACUAAAAUCUUAAACAUAACAUUUAAAAGUCCAGAUUCUGAUAUUUCAAUAAAAUGGUUUGCAUUUGUAGAUAUUUUCAGUUUAAAUGCAAGGAUGAAAUUACAAAGAUCACUUAUUUGGUAUUAGGAACUCGUGUAAAGUUUUUAUUUGUCAAGUAUUUUUUACCUGUGCUUGGUGUCAUUUUUAGCAUGUAGACCUCUGAUCACACGUUAUUUACCCCCUGUUCCCAUAUCUCAAGUAAAAAAAAAAGUCUUAUGUGAUAGAAUUAUUAUUAUUUGUCAUGGUUAUUUUUCAUACCAAGAGAGUUUAUGAAAAAAUUGUAAGAUGUUAGCAAAUGGUUUGUAUUAAAUUUGUUGUCUCGAGGCACAAGUGUAGUGUUUUGCAUUUUAAAUAUUCGUGGCUCACGUUUAGCUUAUCAUUGGUUCAUUUGUUGUCCUGGGAUACAUUUCUGUAGAGAUUGUCCUAUUGAAUCCACUAGAGGUGGAUCUCUGUGACUAGGACAUAGUUGUCAUAUAAAUUGUAUAUUGUAAUUUAAGCACUCUUGAUCCCUCUACUGAGGCUACAGUCUGACCCGUUCACCAUACUGAAGCUGUUGACUGAUCAUUCAUCUAAACCUGGAUUAUUUCUAGGAUGUUAAAAACACUUACUGUUUGCAGUAAUGAUUAUUUUAUAAACAUUCAUCACACUUGUUAAAUUAUUUUGACAGGGUAAUGUUUCUUUAUGGCAAUAUCACUUUUUUCCAAAAGUAAACAACGCAAUACAUCUACCUGUAUUUUUAUCUUUAUUUUUGUCAUUCACCAAUUUUACGACUUUCAUCUGAUAUCUACUUUAAAGCAGAAAAAGAUAUUUUUUUGUUUUUUGUUUACAAAGUGUCAUAAUCCUGGUACUUGUUAUUUACGUAUCUACAUUUCUUGUUCUAUUUGUUUAUGAGAGAUUGAUGAAGACCUUUAUUGAAAUCCUUAAUCUGUAGAUAACAGAAGUUAAAAUUAGUACCAUUGAGAUAGUUAUGUUUGUGUGGAGACUAACGACAUCUGACUCUGCUAUAACUGACUUGGGUUGGCAAUUCCUCCAGGUUUAUCCUGUUCUAUCGUACCACACUUACAUUUUUAUGUACUUUUUGUGUUUAAUGCGAUUGAUUUUAGUGCAAUAAAGCAAUGAUAUGCCUCUUUCCCCCUAACACUACAGGAACAUCUAGACCUCAGUAUGUAGGUACACGAGAGAGACCCUCACUAAGCUUGUAUGUAUUAGGGUAUGUGUUAGGGGUAUGUAGGUACACGAGAGAGACCCUCACUAAGCUUGCAUGUAUUAGGGUAGGUGUUAGGGGUAUGCAGGCAAUAUAUACAUAUACUACAUGUUACAAAUAAAACAUACAACUGACUAGUCCCACAGCCAUGUCCCAGUCCAUCAGCACCCUCCUUCCACCCCUCCCCCUUUACCCCGGCCAGUCCUAACACAGUCUAUCUCUGUAACAAACACAGGUAUAAAGGCAGAUUACUCACCUAUUCUAAAGUGAACACCUUUGAUGUGGCUGAAAUAGGCACAUUAUUUGUUAUACUUACAUAAUAAAGAAAAUUUGGAAGAACUUGGUUGCCAUGGAACAAUAUAAUAUCUAAUUUUACAAUAAAAGAUAUCAGAAAGUAUUUUAUCUGAAAUUCAGAUGUUCAAAUAUAUAACUGAGUUGACAAUCUAUGUAUCUAUACAAUAGCAGUUUUUUAUAUUGUUGCAUUCUGCUAUGUUUUGAAAUACAAUGUAAUAAGUUGUAUUACAAUGUUCUUGCCAAGUCCAAUGAUUGGUGGUCAAUACAUUGGUCAGUGUAGUGAUGUGUCUGAAGCUGGUGCAAUACAUUGUGUGCUUAAUGUAACAUGUGAAAGUAAGACACAUCUUAAGUUAGGGACAGGAUAUGUCUUACAUGUGAAAGUAAGACACAUCUUAUGUAGGGACAGGGUAUGUCCUACAUGUGAAAGUAAGACACAUCUUACGGAGAUGCUGGAUAUGUCUUACAUGUUAAAGUUAGACACACCUGAAGGAGAUGUCUUAGAUGUUAAAGUAAGACACAUCUGAAGGAGAUGCUGGAGAUGUCUUAGAUGUGAAAGUAAGACAUGUCUUAUUUAGGUCCAGGAUAUGUCUCAAAUGCUUGUCAAAUGUUGAUGUAAACACUCACGUCUUAAUUUUGAGCAAGAUAUGUCUAACAUUGAAUUAAAACAGACAUGCUAAUAUGUGUGUUUAUUGAAAAGUUGGAAUAAGGAAUAUUUUCAUGUCAGUAUAGUAAAACAUGUAGUAAAACAUGUCUUAAUUAAAUAUUGAUGACACAGUAAAGAUACGUAUAAUAUUUUAACCUGAGACACCUGUUUGGAUUUGUCGGAGAGGUACAAUAUCCGUAGUGUACACUCGUUGGUAGUAGAUAUUGUUUUCAGCAGCCUGUCCCUUUGUCAUUUGUACAGCUCCCCUCACUGUUAACUUACUGUACAGAUGCUACAUUCCUUACUUGUGUCCAUGAGCCAGUGAAUAAAAAUAUCCUUUGUAGAAACAAA
This is a messenger RNA of Mizuhopecten yessoensis (Yesso scallop), 5426 nucleotides long. Its product is annotated as dachshund homolog 1-like. The coding region runs from base 295 to 2001 and encodes 568 amino acids. Lineage: Eukaryota; Metazoa; Mollusca; Bivalvia; Pectinida; Pectinidae. The record is from RefSeq and is a predicted model, not a curated record. The transcript has 10 exons.